Messenger RNA from Paramecium octaurelia, 1196 nucleotides. The record is from the annotation of a GenBank genome assembly. Lineage: Eukaryota; Ciliophora; Oligohymenophorea; Peniculida; Parameciidae.
AUGAGAAGUUUACAAUAUCUUAUUUUUCCAUUCCUUUAUAAAUCUUCAUUGCUUAAAUUAUCUAGUCAGAGUCGAUAAGAUUCUUAUUCAAAAGUCUAUAACAAUGAGAAAUAAUACAAGAUUGAGUAAGAAUUUCCAAAAUAUUUAUAAGACCAGAAACAAUAGUCUUCAGUGGAAACUCUAAUACUGCUUUGGCCAAUGAAGUGGCAUAAUGCUUGGGAAUACAACUUGGGAAAGCAUUAAUGCAGAGAUUUUCGGACGGAGAAUGCAACAUUUAAGUUAAAUUAUUUAUGAUGGUUAGGUUCUAGAUAACGUAAGAGGAAGAAAUGUUUUUAUCAUUUAAUCGACAUGUCCUCCUGUAAAUGAGAAUCUAGUUGAAUUAUUUUUAUUUAUAAGUGCAUUAAGAAGAGCAUCUGUGAAGAAAAUAACAGUCAUCCUUCCUUAUUACGGAUAUUCAAGAUAGGACCAUAAAUUAGAGAAAACUUAAUCUAUAGCAGCUGCAGAUAUCGCUAGGAUGCUAGAAUAGACUGGAAUAGAUCAUCUUGUUUCAGUUGAUUUACAUCGAGGACAAAUUUAAGGUGCGUUUUCCACUAAUGUACCUGUAGACAAUAUAAGCCCAUACAUCACGCUCAUUCAUGAAUUUAACAAUAAUCCUUUAUAAUUAAGUCCGCCAAAUGAACUAACCUUAGUUUCUCCUGAUUUUAAUGGUGUAUCAAGGGCAAAGAAAGUUCAGGAUUAAUUAUCCAUUGCAUUCCCUAAUCUUAAGACAAGUAAGAAUAAAUCAGUAUCACUUAAAAGAACUGGCCAUGAUCUAUAAAUCUAAGCAUCCAGUGGCGGAAGCAGAAAUUAGUCUAGUCGGGGAAGUUAAUGGGAGAAAUUGCUUAAUAAUCGAUGAUAUAGUGGAUUCAGGAAGUACCCUGAGUAGAGCAGCUGAUAUCCUAAAAAGGGAAGGUGCUAAAACUGUGAUGGCAUAUGCUACUCAUCCAGUUUUUUCAGGAAGAGCUGCGUUAAAUUUAGGAAUUUCAAAUUUAUCAAAGAUUUAUGUAACUGACACUAUACAAGUCAAAGAAUUAGAUAAAUAAAUUUUACAAGACAAAUUGAGUGUUUUGAGUGUGGCACCUCUAUUAGCUGAGACGAUAUACAGACUUUAAAAAAGAGAGAGUUUGCAUGAGCUAUUGGGUGCACAUAAUAUUUGA